Molecule: messenger RNA, 1331 nt
Organism: Mytilus californianus (California mussel)
Lineage: Eukaryota; Metazoa; Mollusca; Bivalvia; Mytilida; Mytilidae
Product: ornithine decarboxylase-like
Exons: 10
Coding region: 1-1254 (417 amino acids)
Cellular component (GO): cytoplasm
Molecular function (GO): ornithine decarboxylase activity
Source: RefSeq, a predicted model, not a curated record
AUGGUGAUGGCUGUAUUAAUCAUCACAACAAAUGAUCAAGUGCAAAAGAUUUUAAGAUCAUCAUCAUCAUCAGACAAUGCAUUUGCUAUCGGAAACCUUGGAGAUAUCAUAAGAAAACACAGACAUUGGCAAGAGUAUUUCCCUCGAGUAGAACCAUUUUAUGCAAUAAAAUGUAAUGAUGUUGAACCUGUCAUUAGGAUCCUAGCAGAUAUGGGACUUUCAUUUGAUUGUGCAAGUAAGAUUGAGAUACAGAAGAUAUUAGACCUUGGAGUUGAUCCAUCAAGGAUUAUUUACGCCAACACAUUCAAACAACCAUCAUUUCUCAAAUUUGCUGCUGAAAAUUGUGUUUCUUUGAUGACAUUCGAUUGUGAGGAUGAACUAACAAAGAUCAAGAAAGUCUACCCAGAGGCAAAAUUGGUGCUUAGAAUCAGUCCACAAUCAAACUACAAAGUUAAAUUUCACCUAGGAAGAAAGUUUGGAUGCCAUCCUUUGAGAGCAUCGGAACUCUUGCAAGUUGCUAUGAAACUCAAAUUAAAUGUGAUUGGUGUAAGUUUCCAUGUUGGGAGUGGUUGUCUAGAAACAGGAGCUUUCGAGGCAGCAAUUGAGCAGUCACGAAAAGUAUUUGACAUUGGGUUAGCUAUGGGAUUUAACAUGCACCUCCUGGACAUAGGUGGUGGGUUUCCUGGACAGAAAAUACAAAAUGUGGAAACGAACAUUACUUUUGAAGAGAUAGCUCGAGUUGCAAACAAAUCCUUAGAUAAAUAUUUUCCCGGAAAUGAUGUUCGCAUUAUAGCGGAACCAGGACAAUACUACGUCGCAUCGGCAUUUACAGUUGCCGUCAAUAUUAUUACAAAGAAAAUCGUUAUGGACGACGAAAUCGUACAACCAAAUUCAACAGAAUGUGUUGACGAUCCAACAACACAGAAUGAACCCGUCAGAAUGUAUAUUAUCAAUGAUGGCAUAUACGGAUGCUUUUUCGCAUGUUUUGUUGACCCAAGAUGUUAUGUACCUUCACAUUUUAAGUCUAUUGAUGAAGAGCUAUACAACAGUACUAUUUGGGGACCAACUUGUGAUGCACUGGAUCUAAUUAUAGACAAUGUCAAGCUACCUGAGCUAUCUACUGGAGAUUGGAUUUACUUUAAAGAUAUGGGAGCAUAUUCGUUUCCUAACAUUUCAUCAUUCAACAAUAUGCCAAGAGUCAAGGAAUUCUACAUAUGCGAGAGAAAACUAUGGGAAGAGAUAUAUCAACCCUGAUUUCAUCUUCGUUGUUUUAGAAUAGAAACAUUUGAAUAGAAUGAGUUUGCAAUUAUCAAGUUCAAAUAAAAAUAAAU